AAAAGUCACUUUUUCGAAAGCUAUUUCAAACAGAAUAUUUUUUUGUUACAUUUCAAAAUUCUAGGCUCCUUGCUACGAUAGAAAUGUCAAGUGUAUAAACUUGACGAAAAAAACUUACAAACAGUGUCAGGGAUGGCAGGGUAUUCCAGUACCUGAAAGCGAAGGUAUUUCAAGUGCCUUUGAUAUUAAGGUGCUAACAGCAAACAUUUCGGAGUUAAUGAACAGCAUUGCUCUUGCGCAAGAAAUCGUUGCACUCUGCCCAAGAUGCGUUAUCUUUGGACCAGCUUAUUACUCAUCGAUAGAUCAGUGCUUGCAAAGGAUCAGCACAGAUCGUGAAGGAUGGCCAAAGCCGUUUCAGUGGUGUGAUUUGUUUCAGUCUUCUGAUAAUUGUAUUGCACACUAA
Messenger RNA from Thelazia callipaeda (thelaziosis nematode), 403 nucleotides. NCBI's taxonomy places the organism in Eukaryota, Metazoa, Nematoda, Chromadorea, Rhabditida, Thelaziidae. The record is from the annotation of a GenBank genome assembly.